This is a messenger RNA of Anolis carolinensis (green anole), 7258 nucleotides long. It is a transcript of the gene steap2, whose product is annotated as STEAP2 metalloreductase. Gene Ontology annotation, biological process: copper ion import. Bases 338 to 1807 code for a protein of 489 amino acids. The transcript is spliced from 6 exons. Gene Ontology annotation, molecular function: ferric-chelate reductase (NADPH) activity; cupric reductase (NADH) activity. Gene Ontology annotation, cellular component: plasma membrane; endosome. The record is from RefSeq and is a predicted model, not a curated record. NCBI's taxonomy places the organism in Eukaryota, Metazoa, Chordata, Lepidosauria, Squamata, Anolidae.
AGAAGAAGCAGAAACAGCAGCAGCAACAGCAAGGCCUGGAUGUGAAUCGAGAGGAGCCGCAUCUCUCCGAAGGCCGGCAAUUGAGGAAGGCCAAGAGGAAGAGGCGACGCUGGGCUUGGAGAAGAGCGAGGAGCCCCAGAGUAUUGGGACUCAAGAGAGCAGCAUUGGUGCUUGUCUGCAUCUUGUAAAAAGAGCUAGAGCUCCUUGCCCCCUGCAUACUGUCUGGCAUCCAUCCUUCCUUUGGAGCAUUCAAGGACACAAAAGCUGCAGGAUGCGGUUGGGAUUUAUGCAGGACUAAAACAAGAAAAUAUUCUGGUAAUUUACCCCUGUUGAGAAUAUGGAAUCAAUUUCUAUGAUGGGAAGUCCUAACUAUUUAAAUGAAGCCUUCUUGCCAAAUGGUGUAAAUGGUAUCAAGGACAGCACUAAGACUACAAUAGGCAUAAUUGGAAGCGGUGACUUUGCUAAAUCCUUGACGAUUAGGUUGAUCAGGUGUGGUUAUCAUGUUGUCAUUGGAAGCAGGAACCCCAAGUUUGCUGCUGAGUUCUUUCCACAUGUUGUCGAUAUCACUCACCAUGAAGACGCUGUAGGAAAAGCAAAUUUAAUUUUCAUUGCCAUACACAGAGAACACUAUGCUGCUUUGUGGGACCUCAAACAUCUACUUGUUGGGAAAAUCCUUGUAGAUGUCAGCAACAACAUGAGAGUCAACCAAUAUCCAGAAUCCAAUGCAGAAUUCUUGGCAUCCCUUUUUCCAGAUUCUUUUGUUGUCAAAGGAUUCAAUGUUAUUUCAGCCUGGGCACUGCAACUGGGACCAAAAGAUGCUAGCAGACAAGUCUACAUCUGCAGUAACAGUGUUCAAGCUCGCCAUCAAGUUAUUGAACUUGCCCGUCAACUCAACUUCAUUCCCCUUGAUUUGGGAGCUUUAUCUUCUGCAAGGGAGAUUGAAAACUUACCACUUCGAUUGUUUACACUGUGGAAAGGCCCAGUAAUCAUUGCUAUUAGCCUGGCCACCUUCUUCUUCAUCUAUUCGUUCAUCCGAGAUGUAAUACAUCCUUAUGUGAAGAAUCAGCAGAGUGAUUUCUACAAGAUCCCUAUUGAAAUUGUAAACAAGACCUUGCCAGUGGUUGCAAUCACUUUAUUGUCUCUAGUGUAUUUAGCAGGGCUCUUGGCAGCUGCUUAUCAGCUGUAUUAUGGCACUAAAUACAAACGAUUUCCACCCUGGUUGGAGAGCUGGUUGCAGUGUAGAAAACAGCUUGGACUGCUUAGUUUUUUCUUUGCAAGUGUGCAUGUGGUUUACAGCUUGUGCUUGCCCAUGAGGAGGUCAGAACGAUAUUUAUUCCUAAAUACGGCUUAUCAACAGGUCCAUGAAAAUGUUGAAAAUUCUUGGAAUGAAGAAGAAGUGUGGCGAAUUGAAAUGUAUGUCUCCUUUGGUAUAAUGAGCCUCGGGCUACUUUCUCUGUUGGCUGUAACUUCAAUUCCUUCAGUUAACAGAUCAUUAAAUUGGAGAGAAUUCAAUUUCAUUCAGUCUACACUUGGAUACGUUGCUCUGGUCAUAAGUACUUUCCAUGUAUUAAUUUAUGGCUGGAAAAGAGCCUUUAAAGAAGAAUUCUACAGAUUUUACACGCCACCAAAUUUUAUGCUUGCCCUUGUCUUGCCAUGCAUAGUCAUUCUGGGUAAGAUCAUUUUACUUCUACCGUGUAUAAGCAGGAAACUGAGACGGAUUAAAAAAGGAUGGGAAAAAAGACAAUAUAUGGAAGACGGAACUGGAACUGGUUCACAUCCCUCACCAGAAAGGAUUACAAUCAUGUGAUUGUACAGCGACACCAUUAGCUCUGUCAUGUUGUGCUCUCCAAAUUUUUUCGUUCAUACCAGUUUUGCUGCAGACUAAAAAACUAAUCUAGGAGAAUAAAGUGGUGGUAAACCAUCAGGAAAUGAGCAAUAAAGAUGAUGACAGACAUAAUAUUUUGAGCAUGAAACAAAUGGUAUGAAUAAGUACUUGCUGUUUUGUUUUCUAGCCAGUCAAAAUUUAUUUAACCCAUUUUUGCCAGCUUAGGCUGCAUUUCUAAAUACCAUGGAAUAACUAACAUUGAUCUCAUUGGGGUUUAUUUGUAAGUAAACCUAUUCUUUGGUGGGAAUGUCAGAUUCGAAGCUGAACAGUGGGCAUCUUUAAAACAUAAGGUGAGACUUACUGGAUCAAAAAAGGCCAAUUUAGUCCACCAUUAUGUUUGUACUGUUGCCCAACCAAGUGAGCAGCCAAGGAAGCUCAGCAGUAAGACAUUUUCUGUCCUAGCACUCUGAGCAAUACUGGCUGCCUUGAUCUUCUACAGUGCAAGUUCCCCAGCAACUUAUGGUCAUCUGUCGGGGGUGCUUUGAAUGCAAUUUUCCUGCUUCUUGGCAGGGGGUUGGAGUAAGUGGCCCUUGUGGUCUCUUCCAACUGUAUUAUUCCAAGAUAUAUUCCCCUCUGAGACUGGAGUUAAUACAUAGUUAUCAUGACCCGUAGCCAUUGAUAGCCUUAGCUUCUAUAAAUUUUUCUAUCUUCUUUCAAAGCCAUCUAAAGUAGUGGUUGUCACUACAUCUUGUUAACGCAUUCCAUAGUUUGACUGUGCACUGUGACCUUCAUUUUGUCUCUCCACUAUCGCCAAAAACCUGCAGGAGAUAAAGUGCAAGUCAGUUCUUCUCCUUAUACACAGCCUUUCCUGCCAUCCAGAGUACCUUCCCUGUAGCCCUGGUAAUUUUUACCAUCCUUGGGAAGCGGUCAUGGCUUUGUUUUCUUUGAUUGUUUCCAGCUCCCUCCCACACUCAGAGCCUGCAGUCCAAGUUGCCUGGAUCUGCUUACAGAGUGUCUCCAGCUCAAGACUGUUCAGGGUAGCUUUUCAAAUGAAAAUGGUAGCUAGAGAUAGGUACUCAGCUAAUUUUUAGUAUCAAUAUUGUAGCCAAAUAAGACCUCCCUGAUAAAGUUCUCUAAAGGAAUUGUUUCUCCAGAAUCUCUUUAGAAACAGAACCAGCUCUGAGAAGAGUUGGGACCAUAAAAAAUGACAAACUGAAGUUGCCUUGUCAUAUCCUGUAGUGGAAGGUUGUUCUCCAGCUUUGAAUCUGGCAAUGCUAAAUAUCAGCUUUCCUUUUCACAUUUAGAAGUAUUUUAAAGGGUUGCUUGCAUAUUCCAAGAUAGCCAAGAGCUACUGAUUAGAGUUUGUGGGCUCAGUUACACUGUCUAAAUGCCUUUUGUUUCUGCAAAAUGAGCCAGCCUGGUAUUGUGAUUUGAGCAUUAGACUAUGGUUUUGGAGACAACAGUUCAGCUCCCUGCUCAGCCAUAGAAAUGUAUUGGGUGACCUUGGACAGGUCAUACCCUCUAAGCUUCAGACUUAGGAGUGAAACCAGGAGAACAGAAUGAAGCAGACACACAUCUAAGGGCCAAAAUGCUAUUGAAUGCUAUUUUGCACAGUUUUUCAUAAAAUUAGAUUUUAUCUCACCUUUUCUAGACAGUAUUUCUGUUUCUUAGAAGUAUUUGAGACAUCCUUUUUAAUAUUAGCCCUAGGUGUUCAAGAUACUGCUUCUUUUUAAAAAGUUAAUAUUUUCAUUUGUUCCAGAAGUGAGAAUACCUUUUACAAUUUUAAUUAGCAGAUUCACAGUAAGGGCAUUACAAAUAUGAAACACUUUAUAUGCAGGGGCUGAAUCUAUGUAAGGGUAGGUUCAGAAUCUGAUGAAUUCAUCUUGAUGCACAUAGAUAUACACUGAUAGUAGCCAUCCUUUUCUUCCACCAGUCAUAUAAAACGUCUGUUUAGACAUGCCUAAUUCAGGAUCAGACUUGUUGAACCUAUGUUUAGAGAAAUUCUAAUGCUUUAAUAACCUUAGUAAUUGUAAUUUUAAUUGAAAAAAUCUAUAGUUUUGUGACAAAUAUUCGGGGUAUAUAUGUAGUAUGUGAGGGUUCUCUGACUUACUAGUACUAUUUAAAUAUCAUUUACAGUGCACAAAUUGUAAUUUGUCUUGUGUUUGUGAAAACAAAAUCUGCAACCGAAAUGAAUGUGACAAAACAAAGUUAAUUUUAACAGUAUUUUACAGGUUUUUAAUAACAUUAUGAUUUGAUAACCCCAUAAAUCAGAAAUUGUUCUCUAAGGUUUUUUAAAAUGACAUUUCAAUUUUAUUUCUUGUUGGAUAGCACUUUGUUGAAUAACACUUAGAACAGGGAUGAACAAUUGCAACACAUAUGUGGGUCAGUUUUUUUUGUCUCUGGGGCCCACUGUUAAAAAGGCUGAAAGACAACAACAAAACCAAAAAUGUCUGGAAGUCCACUUUUAAAAGGAAGAAUAGGUAAUUUGGAUACUGAAGAGUACAGGGUAGCUGUAUAACCUAUUUCAAAAGGGAAUUGCUGCUCAAGAAAGCAUCAAGAAGAGACAAUUAACCCUCUCUCACACACACAUAUACUUUAGGAGGGGGCAAAAAAGUGGUGGCCCAGGGAUUUUGGAAAUUAUAAAUGCGACCUUGGGAGAGUCCAAGUCUGCACUUUGCCACCUAUGUUUUUGCUGUCAUUCUAUUUUGUUUUUUCAUUAACAGCACGUUGCUUUGCUAUUCAGGAGGAACCCAUAUAGUUUACAAAUGUCUUGUUCGGGGUGCCAAACUAGUUAUGAUGCCAAAUGUAUCAUUUGAAAGUAUGUCAGAAUAGCUGCAUUUUUGAAGAAAAAAUACUUAAAAAUCAAAUAGUAUACGAAUGAAGGGUUUUCAUGAGCAUGAAUGCGCAAAAUGAGAAGAACUUUAACCUUCUCCCUGCCUCAGACCUUCUGAUGUAAUGUGCUACUGUUUGUCUUAGAAAUCAAAUACUUAGGAAAGUAGUUCUGUUUUUACAGAUUUCCCCCUUUUGUCUUUUUCCUCAUUAAGUGUAUGGGUAGCCAAGCCAUGGGUAAUUUACAGCAUACCUAUUUACUGAAUGUACUCAGACCAUGUAAGUGACAUCUGGCUUCUGUGGGCAGUCACAAUAGCUCCUGAUCAGUCCAUGCAGUAAUAACAAGCACAAGAAGCUGUGCAAUACUCAACUCCCAAUUGUACCGUGUCGGAGUUUAGCUGCUUAGGCUAAGGAGGACCAUAUCACCAUGCUAGGGCACUUUUGUGGGCCAUGUUAUUACUUCCAUGAGAUUUACUGGGAUAUCAAUCUUAUCCACACUAGGAAGUAUCAAUCCCAUGCACACUAGGAAGACAAUUCCAGUGGGAUUUUCUUCUAAAUGAAUGUGUUGAGGAGCAGGUUGUAUGUGGGCCAUCUCCAUGUGUUCAGAUUCCCAUUUCUUCAGAGAUAUGACCCUUCUCUGCUAUGAGGGCAAACUCUCAGUAUGUACGCCAAAACCUCUUUUGUGUAUGUGCAUGUGUGCAUCUUUAUGGUUUUCCUUCUUACACAAAAUAAGGCACUGUGUGUCUGGAUUAGAGCCAGUGUUUAGCUUCUAGCCAUAAGUGUUUUGAAAAAUACUUUGUCAUGGGUCAGGAAAGCUCGGCCUGCGGGCCAUAUCCUUUCUUAACGAUUUAAAUUCAAAAUGCCCUCUGUGUCCAGUAGUAAGUAUGCGGGAAUAAUUUUUGCCAUGCUCCCUGGGCUGUUAUAAGCUUGGAAGGAGUUAUUUAGAACUAGAAAUGGUUUCUAGUUUAUUUCUUGGAUUUUAAAAAGGACCUUCCUGGUUUAAAUUGACCACUUUUUACCUAACACAACCAGAGGUGGUGUGGUAUUGAAAUUACCCCUUAUGCCCCCCUAGAAGGUGCAAAGAGCAUUUUUGUUUUAAUAGUUAGAACAAUUCAUGGAUGUGAAGCAUGAUCCUCCAAGGUAAAAUAAGAGGGAGCUCAGGUUUUUGGGUAGUUGCCCAUCUGAGCUGCAGAAGUGUCUUAAGUAAAAUAAUGUCUUAAAUUAUUUUUCAAAUUGUUUAUAUAAAAACAUAGAGAUUAUUUUAUUUUAUAUAACAUUCAGAUGGAUAUAUUACUAAAACUGUAUUUUUGGAUAAAAUCAGGGAAGAGUAACACUGAAAUAUGUAUGCUACAUAAAUGUUUUGCCAUAUAUAAACUGAUUACAUGUGAGUUCUUUCUGUUUGUUUAAUCUUUAGGGGCAUGUGGGUUGAUGGAGAAUUGUGACCCAGUUUAUACAGAACACUGUGGGUCAAAUACUGCUGGCUAUGUUAAGUAUAAAAUAAUGUCAGGUUCACAAAAACAGUAUGAUUCUAAAAUAGUUUUUAAAAAUCCUAUUCAGGUUGUACUGUGCCACUAUGAAUGUUCAUAGAAUCAAGCCUUUUGCAACAUACUCAUUGUUAUUACCAAAAAAUAUACAUGCUGCACCCAUGCACAGACCAGGAAGACAUAGAGCUUCAUCUAAAUUUAGAUAUACAGAGAUUUUAAUCUCCAAUUACAAAUCAUAUGGGGUUUUCAUUCUCUCUUCUCUGUUGCAAUCCCACCAGUCCUCCCAAAUUGUGACAGAAAGGGUUGGAAGGAGAUGUUGAAUGGUGUUCAGUGGGAAAGGGCAAGGAAGUGUCUGAAAAUAAAGGAAAGACAGCAUAAUGGAGUGAAGUAUCAGUCCUCUCUUUAUUUGAUGUAGCUUGAUAACCUAAUUUGUAAAUGGGAACUAGAGCCUCUUUUUUGGAUGCAAAGGGAAGCUGUGAUUUAACAGACUCGUGAAUUUUUCCAGUAUGUGCACGAAAGAAGGAAGCAAAUAGUUUUUACAUGAGUAUCAUUAUGUCUGAACUGGGCCAUUAUAUAAAAUUCUCUCCAAAUAUGUUCUAUAGAAUCUGUGCCAAUUGUUAUGUUUGGAGUGGGGUAUAAGCCAUAUAAAUAAUAUAUGUAAGAGAUUAAAUAAGAACUGUUGAUCUGUAUAUUUUUUAGAAAACUUCAAAUAUUUAUUUUGUCAGCUUCUUCUGAAAAUGAAUGCAACUUUAUUUCUCAUUACAGUACAUUAUACUGCAUUAUGCAGUAAAAAAAUUCACUUGAAAUAAAAUUUGAUACUUCUAAUGUCCAUGGUUGUAAAUGUUGUUUUCAAUACCUGUGCUUAAAGUUCAGCAAAUUAUUUUUAUUCUAUGUGUUUUUAAUUUCCCAAUAUUAGUUGUAAAUGAGAGUUUGUAAGUAUAGCCUAAUGGCAUUUGAAUUUAUUACAAGUAAAAUUGUUUUGAGGUUCUACCGACAUAUAUUGUACCUUUAUUGUCUACUUGGCUGUAAAAAUGAUGGUGCAAAAUCUCAGUUGUUCAUAUUGUUGUACAAUUACUUUAUCUGUAACAAUCACAAUAAACAAUUCAUUUGUGGAAAAUAA